Sceloporus undulatus (fence lizard) is the source of this 2671-nucleotide messenger RNA. It is a transcript of the gene CCNG2, whose product is annotated as cyclin G2. Gene Ontology annotation, biological process: regulation of cyclin-dependent protein serine/threonine kinase activity; mitotic cell cycle phase transition. Bases 324 to 1364 code for a protein of 346 amino acids. NCBI's taxonomy places the organism in Eukaryota, Metazoa, Chordata, Lepidosauria, Squamata, Phrynosomatidae. Gene Ontology annotation, molecular function: cyclin-dependent protein serine/threonine kinase regulator activity. Gene Ontology annotation, cellular component: nucleus; cytoplasm; cyclin-dependent protein kinase holoenzyme complex. The record is from RefSeq and is a predicted model, not a curated record. The transcript is spliced from 8 exons.
GCUUCAGGGAGGACUCCAUUUUGAUGUUUCGCUGAAGAGGAGGCAGCGGGUCGUUCGUCCGUUCGUCGCCCGGACGGAAAGGAAGCGGGGCGGCGAUGGUGCUGCUGCUGCUUCUGGGGCGCUGACUCUGGAGCGGGGAAGGGAGGAAGGACGGCGGGCGGAGGCUGGAGGCUGGAUGCGGGGCAGGAGGCGCUGGGCAGCUGUCAUUCUCCGCACCCGCCGCCCUCCUUCCCUCCCUGCCUCCCUCCUUCCAGCCCCCGACCUUCCUCCGCCUUGAAGGAGAAGGAGAGGAGCAAGGAAGGGCCUCCUCCUGAGGAAGGGAGAUGAAGGAUACUGGAGUUGAAGCACAGAUGAGCAGCUGGCUCUUCAAGCAGCUGAAACUCCAUUUGGAACAGGAAUGGAAAUACCAACCACGAGAAAAGGGCCUGAGCUUGAUUGAGUGUAGCGCUGAGAAUGAAAGCACCAUAUGUCCCAGACUGCGAAAUGCAAAAGUAGAAGAUCUCUGGAGUCUGACAAACUUCUUUGGAUUUGCCACCGAAACAUUUGUCCUGGCUGUCAACAUUCUAGAUAGAUUUUUGGCACUUAUGAAGGUGAAACCUAAGCAUUUGUCCUGCAUUGGCAUCUGUUGUUUUCAAUUGGCUGCUCAAGUGAUUGAAGAGCAAUGCAACAUUCCUUCCCUCCAUGAUGUCAUUCGGAUUAGCCAGUGCAAGUGCACAGCAUCUGAUCUGAAACGAAUGGAAAAAAUAAUCUCAGAAAAACUGCACUUUGACUUCAAAGCUACUACUGCCUUAACCUUUUUGCACUUGUACCAUACUAUAGUUCUCUGUCAUACCUCAGAAAGGAAAGAAUUGUUGAAUCUCGACAAACUGGAAGCACAACUUAAAGCUUGUAACUGCCGACUAGUAUUCUCAAAAGCAAAACCAUCUGUCUUGGCCCUGUGCCUUCUGUCUCUGGAAGUGCAGACUCUAAAGUCCAUUGAGUUGUUUGAGAUUGUUCUGUGCAUUCAGAAGUAUUCAAAGAUAAGCGACAGUGACUUACUGUAUUGGCGAGAGCUGGUCUCAAAAUGCUUAGCAGAUUACUCUUCUCCUGCCUGCUGCAAACCAGACCAUAAAAAAUUAGUGUGGAUUGUUUCAAGACGCACUGCCCAAAAUCUUCAAAACAGCUACUAUAGUGUUCCUGAGUUGCCCACAAUCCCUGAGGCUGGAUGUUUUGAUGGAAGUGAGAGUGAGGAUUCUUGUGAAGAUAUGAGCUGUGGAGAAGAAAGCCUUAGCAGUUCUCCACCAAGUGACCUGGAAGGCACCUUCUUCUUUGACCUCAAACCGAAAUCAAAAUGGCAGGCUCUCUCCUUUGACUCAGUGUGCUAGACUGAGCUCUUAAUGCAUUAUAGUACUUAGGCAAUAAGUAUCUAAGCACUCUCUGUACCUUGGCACAAGGUCUCAUGGAGUACUCAAAAUGCGUACUGCGCUUUCCCCUUUAGUGCAAUGUCAGAUGUAGCAAAAGUGGAUCAUUUAGGGCCGAAUUCAGUGGCAAGCAUUAGUAAGUGCAUGCUGCUUGUGAUCAGGCUAUAAGAUAGCUGGGAAGCUUUAUUUGCACUUGAAUGCUCUGCUGAAAUUAGAAGCUGAAGCUUAAUGGUGAAGUAUUUUGGGGAUAGGCUAAAUUGCAAAGCAGUGUAUGCUUAUUUCGUUUUGGACUGAAGUACUUUUAACCAAUUUUUUCAUUGUGCAUUCUUUAAAAAAAGGCAGUUGCAUCACUUUAAAACUGGGUUCAACUUCAGCAAUUUUGUUCAGAUUUAAUCAGGCAUAUGCUUAGAUUAUUUAGGGAGGAAUAAGCUGCCUCUCUAAAGCGUGUUCCAAUCUGGUUAAAUGUUCCAGGCAUAUUUUGCAUUAAAGCAUCUAAAGGCUAGCUUUGAUAUCCUCAAAUUGGAAUAAAUUGUAUUCAGAAAACUUAGUGUUAAUGUAAAAAAAAAAUACUACUUAAAUUAGAACUGUAAAGUUUCACAUUCCCUUUACCUACUAACUCCUCCAGUUUUUCUUACCUUGUCAUAGUAAAUCCAUAAUCAUAACAUGUUUGCAUGCUUAAGUGAAAGCUGUUAGCGGAAAGGUGGUAAAUGUGAAGUUGAUAAAAUGGUUGUAAUGACACUUAUAAUUGCUUGCCAUUUUUUUCUUUAAAGCACAGACUAUAUGUUACUUAGUAUCUUAAAAAUAUAUGCAAAGUGAGCAAAAGAAGAAAUGUACUCUGUAGUCUAAUGAUGUGAAAGCAAGGUCAUGGUAGAAAUGAAGGGGCAACAAAACUUAGGAUUGUAGCGUUGUGUGGCCAUCUUGAAGUGCAGAUGUGAAUGGUGGUGAUGUGUGGUGUGCUCUGAUUUUUUUAUAAACAAAAAAUGUUUACAAAAAUUUGUAAAAAUGUAAAUUAAAACCUGUAUAAAAAAUUAAAAACAAAAUAAGCUGAAAAAUAUUGUAUUUUUACAGUGUGUAUGUAACUUUCCUAUAUGUAUGUUGCAUGUAGAUAUUAAUUUAUUCUAUCCUGUACAUGAUAUACAUACUGUACAUGAAGGCUUGCUUUUUUGGUACUACAUGCCUGAGUGUCAAGACAUUUUCUGAAAGCUAUUUUCUCUCAAAGAUGAUUCAGAUGACUCUCUGCUUCUGUUCAAUAAAACCAAAUGCUUUUCCUA